Molecule: messenger RNA, 2939 nt
Organism: Lates calcarifer (barramundi perch)
Lineage: Eukaryota; Metazoa; Chordata; Actinopteri; Centropomidae
Gene: mmp20b
Product: matrix metallopeptidase 20b (enamelysin)
Exons: 10
Coding region: 1419-2894 (491 amino acids)
Biological process (GO): proteolysis; extracellular matrix organization; amelogenesis
Cellular component (GO): extracellular matrix
Molecular function (GO): metalloendopeptidase activity; zinc ion binding
Source: RefSeq, a predicted model, not a curated record
GACAUGUCAUUUUAAAUAUGUAAAAAUGCCAUUUUAAAUGUAAAAAUAAUAGCAGCAUUUUCUGAGCUUGGUGUGAUUCUGUGCAACAUGACAUAAUAUGAACACAUAAUACAUCACUGAUGUUUUGUAUCAUUGUAUAAUUCUGGCUUUCAGUCGUCAGCUUUUUCUUACACAUGUACAGCAUCUUGAACAGUGCUGAAAAACAGACACAAAGCUUUUCAAUACUUAUCAUUACAGACAAAAAAGAUGCUUUCAGAAACAGUUAUUGCUCAUCUCAGCUAUACAUGUUCUUAUAUGAAACAUCUCUGGCACCUUUUCAGUGUUGUGUCUGUUUGGAAAACAGAGAUGUUUCUGCUGGUUUAACUGCCAUAGCGGUCUACCCCAGCUUGUAACCUCCCAGCUCCAAGCUUCACUUUCAGUCAUCACCCCUGCUUAAAAUGACUUCAUUACCUCGUCUUUUCUCAGACCAUAAAACCAGAACGACACAAAUUCUUCAAGUAAUUCUGUAAAAGAGCACAACGCACCCCGGAAAAGUCAGUUCAUGUUGCCUUAAGGAGGAAUACCGUUGCUCCCAUAAAGUGCCACAAUGACCAAUCAACCGUAAUUGUAGCUUGAAUUUACCGCGGCACCACCCAUGCCAGUCUAGGCAUCCUGGCUGGCGGCCAUUUUCUUUUUCGAAGGGCUUAAAUCCACCCCUGCAAUUUCAGCUCCCCUUCAACAAACUCUCUCAUUGAAAGGUCUUGCGUGUAUUUGCUAAAACUGGACAAGAAUGGGCUUUGAUGGUGUUAUUUCAGGAGAACUAGCAGAAUGCGUGGGACUGAGCAGUGCCACCCAGCUCACUGUGUUGCAUCAGUCUGGCGGGAAUUAUGUUGAGGUUCUUCCAGACACUCUGCUGAGGAAAUCGUUCACUCGAUAUCAGAGUUGCUUGGUGACUUGCUUUUGAUGGAAAUAUCAACAUAUUUAUGCUGACCACACUCAUAGUGACAGUAAUGAACACAUCUUGCAGAAUGAACCUUUUCAUCUGUGAGCCAGCACAGUGCACUUGAAUAAUAAUGUUAUGUCUUAAUCUUCAUAUCAUGUUAACCAUUAUUGAAACAGCUGAUUUCAGUCCUAAAUUUGCACUGAAUUUAAAUAAGACGUUGAAAUUGAAACCAUAUACCUCAUCCAUUUAAAUCAUCAUUGGAGCAAACAUGUCACGUGACAAUAACUGUUCAAAUGUCAUUUCUUUCUUUUUUUUUUUUGCUGUCCUUGGCUGUCUGCAAACCCCUCCCUUCCAUAGUACUGUCUGAGGCUUACCCUGGAUUUGCAAGUGGUAUGAGUCACAAUAACCAUUUAAAAGGCUUUCUCAUUAACCAGAACUCCCAUCUCCAUCUGUUUAAACUAGGCCACUACAAUUCAUGUAGUGUUAAGUCUGUGAAAUGCAUGUCAUGCUGCUCUCUUGCUGCGUCUUGGUCUUGCUACUGCCUUGUCCAUGUUUUACGGCACCCACAUUUACUCCGGAGGGAACGAGCUCUCCUUCCACAGAACCACAGAUUGACUUGACGCUGGCCACAGAAUACCUUCAGCAAUACUACAACCUGGACAAAGAGCCUUUGGGGCGCAUGAAGCGGAGUGGGCCUGCUUUCACCUCCAAAGUGAAAGACAUGCAAAUUUUCUUUGGGCUCAAUGCAACAGGUGUGCUGGACUCAGACACCCUGGAGGUGAUGAGGAGCCCCCGAUGUGGCGUUCCAGACGUGGAGGAAUACAGCCACAUCCAGGGGACACGAUGGAACAAGAACGUCAUCACCUACAGAAUUGGCAGGUACACCAGAGAUUUGCCUCGGAACACUGUGGACUCUCUAGUUGAGUCAGCUUUCAGCGUUUGGGCCAGAGCCAGCAGCCUGACAUUUGUCAGGUCACACACCCGCAACGCUGACAUCAUGGUGGAGUUUGUGGCCCGUGAACACGGUGACUUGUAUCCCUUCGAUGGACCCAGAGGAACGUUGGCUCAUGCUUUCGGUCCAGGUUUGGGCGUUGGAGGUGACACACACUUUGACGAUGAUGAGCACUGGACAGCAGGAGAAACAGGUUUUAACCUGUUUGUGGUAGCUGCACAUGAAUUUGGCCACGCUUUGGGCCUGAAACACUCCAGAAAUCCAGACUCACUGAUGUAUCCGACCUACAAAUCCUCACGACCAGCCAACCUAUUAUCUAGAGAAGAUGUAACAAAUAUCAACGCACUUUACAGCCCGCCCAGAGGCCGUCCAAGUUACUUUCCGAGGUAUGACUGGAGCUCUCAGUUUAACCCCUGGAUAUCAGGAUCAUCGUUCCCUCGACUCCUGCAGAACAAAUGUGCUCCAGACCUGACCUUUGAUGCAGUGUCCACUCUUGGCGAUGCCACUUUCUUUUUCAGAGAAAGCUAUCUCUGGAUUAAACAUAAUCAGCAAUAUGACAUCAAAGAAGGUCCCAUCACCAACUUUAUGCCCAAGAUUGAAACAAGCAUCGAUGCAGCCUUCUGGGUACCUCGCAGAUCCACUGCCUACCUUAUUCAUGAAUCCAUGUUCUGGACAGUAAAAGGUUCUCUUGUGAAGGGAAAGCCCAGAGCACUCAGUCACUUUGGGUUUCCAGCCUGGGUGCAGGACGUUGAUGCAGCUGUGCACAUAGUGAAAACAGGACGCACACUCUUCUUCAUGCAUGAUAUUUACUGGAGUUACAAUGAAAACCGAAGGGUUAUGGAUUUUGGUUUCCCAAAGUAUAUCAGCGAGGACUUUCCAGGAAUCAACAUGACAAUAAAUGCAGCUCUUCAUAAACACGGUUUCAUCUACUUCUUUGUCGGACCACAAGUCUACAAAUACGACUACACCCAGAAACUUGUUGUCGGAGUUGAGAAAGCAAAUUCCUGGCUUGGGUGUUGAAAUGCUGUAAAUCCGUGAACGUGUGAUGAGGAAAUUACCUGAAAA